This is a messenger RNA of Danaus chrysippus (African queen), 1632 nucleotides long. Lineage: Eukaryota; Metazoa; Arthropoda; Insecta; Lepidoptera; Nymphalidae. The record is from the annotation of a GenBank genome assembly.
AUGGAGCAAGAUGAAAUUAAAUCUGGCUGUUUAUUAUUUCCCCCCGCCGGAGGAAAUGUGUUCAUUAAAUUCCCUAAAAAGAAAAAUUGGCAACAAAAGCAUUGUAUACUUUUCAAUAAGAGUAUUCAAGGUAUUGAGCGACUUGAAAUCUAUGAUAAUAAAGAUGAUGUUACUUCAGGUGCUAUACCAAAAGUGCUGACACUUGAGAAUUGUAUAAAGAUUACUCAUUCUAGUCCAAAUACUAUAACUAUACUUACUAAGUCACAUACCCAACAAAUCAGUGCUCAAUCAGAGGCAGAAACCUUGGAAUGGGUGACUGCCCUUCAAUCUGUUGCCUUUAAGGGACGGGACUUGAGUCCGAUAGGCUGUGAUGAAGAUAAUGAUCUUUAUUGUUCCUCUGGUGAAGGUGUAUUCUCUGUAGUAAUGUGCACAUCUGAAGCUUCUACCAGAUGCGGCUUUGAACCUAUCAGAUAUCUCUUACUAUUGACUGCUACAGCAAUAGAACUAAGAGAUGUGAAUGACAAUAAACUAUUUGCAACAUGGCCAUAUAGAUAUAUAAGGAGAUAUGGAUACAGACAGGGUAAAUUUACAUUCGAGGCUGGCAGAAAAUGUGAUACUGGUGAAGGCAUAUUCCAUCUGGAACACACAAACCAAUCGGAAAUUUUCAAAUGUUUGUCUUUAAAAAUGAAAACUAUGAAACAAAUGAUUGGUAAUGACAAUCUUAAUAGCCCAGAGCACAGUGAAUUCAAUAUUCAGCCAAAUGCUAACCUAUUUCCUGGUUCUAGAAGCCCAUUGGUUGCAGCCAAACCUGAUGAUUUGAAUUUAAGUUCUCUAUCUUUUAAAACUGCUUCAGUAUCAAGUCAUCAAACUUGUAGUACAGAUAGGGAAUCCGUUCCAUUACUUAUGCCUAAACCAGCACUGAAGCCGAAACCACAGAAACCUCCUCGCAAAAUUAUAAAUAUGCAUAAAGGAAUUACUAAAGAUCUGACUUGCUCUACAGAUGAAAGUAUAGAUUUUGGUAGAUACAAGAAACUGGACAACUAUGAACCAAUUGAGCAAAUUAAACGGGAAAUUAGUCCUCCUUCGGUGCCAUAUGAUAAAAUUGAGUUAAGAAGUGAAGCUUGGAAGACAUUAGGUAUUGAUGACCCAGAUCAUACCGAAUUCACCCCAAAUUUAGUUGAUAAUCCAAAUUGUAUGAAGCUUAUAUCAAGAUCUCAGGACAAUUUGAACACUUCUGGACCAGAUUCUUCAAGAAUCAUUUUACUUCCUAGUCCGGUAGUUGACCCAGAGGAUGAAAACUAUGAUAGGCUGCAGUACUUUGGAUCAACAAGCAAAUUAAACAAAUCUUCAAGAUAUAAGAAGAUUGAAGCGAGACCAACAACUUUAGCUCUCGGUAAUAAAGAUACUUGGAAUGACUAUGACGAAGUUGAAAAUGUAAUGCAGACAGCAAGAUUGGCUGAUGAUUCUCACUUAGGUUACGGUAUGAUAAGAAAACCAAAUACUCCUGGACCACAAGUGCCAACCGCUGCUCAAGCCCAAGCAUUACAAAAUCAAGUUGGCCUAGAAGAAAUCAACCAUAAUAUUUGUAAUGGUACCGACUAUGCUAUUGUUAGUCGCCCUAAAAGAGUGUAA